AUGAUGUGGGAGAACCAGAGCAGCGUGUCUGAAUUCCUCCUGCUGGGGAUCUCCAUCCGCCCAGAGCAGCAGGGCGUGUUCUUUGCCCUCUUCCUGGGCAUGUACCUCACCACAGUGCUGGGGAACCUGCUCAUCAUCCUGCUCAUCAGGCUGGACUCUCGCCUCCACACCCCCAUGUACUUCUUCCUCAGCCAGCUGGCCUUCACUGAUGUCUCCUUUUCAUCUGUCACCAUCCCUAAGAUGUUGAGAAACCUGCAUACUCAGGAUCAAUCCAUCUCUUAUGUGGGGUGUGUAACGCAGAUGUUUUUUUUUAUAUUUUUUGGUUGUAUUGAUAACCUUCUUCUUGGAGUGAUGGCAUAUGACAGGUAUGUGGCCAUCUGCCACCCUCUAUACUACACCACCAUCAUGAAAGAAAGCCUAUGUUUUUCACUAGUGGGUGGGUCCUGGUUAUUCUCAUGUAGCAGUGCAAUGUCCCACACUCUCUCCCUGUCCCUGCUUUCUUUCUGUGCUGUUAACACUAUCCCUCAUUUCUUUUGUGAUCUUGCUACUCUGCUCAAACUCUCCUGCUCGGACACCUCCCUCAAUGAGCUGGUCAUCCUCACUGUGGGGGCGUUGGGGAUUCUCAUACCACUGAUUGGCAUUCUGGUCUCCUAUGCCCGUAUUGGGAUCUCCAUCCUGAGGGUUCCCUCCACCAAAGGGAUCUGCAAAGCUUUGUCCACCUGUGGCUCCCAUCUCUCUGUGGUAUUUCUAUUUUAUGGGACAAUUAUGGUACUGUACAUCUUCCCAUCAUCAAACAACUCCAAUGACAAAGACAUAAUUGCUUCCAUGAUGUACACAGUGGUCACCCCUAUGCUCAACCCCUUUAUCUACAGCCUGAGGAACAGAGAUGUAAAAGGAGCCCUGGGGAGACUUCUCAGGAGGGACAUAUUUUUCUCCAGGUGA
Messenger RNA from Choloepus didactylus (southern two-toed sloth), 942 nucleotides. RefSeq names its product olfactory receptor 1J4-like. Bases 1 to 942 code for a protein of 313 amino acids. The transcript has a single exon. The record is from RefSeq and is a predicted model, not a curated record. Gene Ontology annotation, biological process: G protein-coupled receptor signaling pathway. Gene Ontology annotation, molecular function: G protein-coupled receptor activity; olfactory receptor activity. Lineage: Eukaryota; Metazoa; Chordata; Mammalia; Pilosa; Megalonychidae. Gene Ontology annotation, cellular component: membrane.